Molecule: messenger RNA, 7157 nt
Organism: Ruditapes philippinarum (Manila clam)
Lineage: Eukaryota; Metazoa; Mollusca; Bivalvia; Venerida; Veneridae
Product: citron Rho-interacting kinase-like
Exons: 44
Coding region: 149-6886 (2245 amino acids)
Biological process (GO): mitotic cytokinesis; actomyosin structure organization; peptidyl-threonine phosphorylation
Cellular component (GO): cytoskeleton; cytoplasm
Molecular function (GO): ATP binding; protein serine/threonine kinase activity
Source: RefSeq, a predicted model, not a curated record
AUUCUCACGAUUCACCGAAAGACGGAAAUGAGCGGACAAUUCAAAUAUUUAUGAAAUGAUAAACAAAGAAUUCACUUGUAGAAAUAGCUAGGCAGUUUGACUGCAUCUCAUUUAUGUCAUUUUUGAUUGAUGAAGAUAGCAAACAAGAAUGGAUGACUCAGCAAUAGAAAAUCGUAUAAAGUUGUUAGAUGACCUGGUACAGAGUAAAGUGGAUUGUGAUGAUAAUACAGUGAAGACGGCUCUCGUUGCUAGAGAUGGUUUAUUUGAUGCUUUACUAGUCCUCGUAGAUGAAUGCGCUAGAUACAAACAUAACAAACAUGUUGCUGCUUUCUUAAAGAAAUAUGAAAGCACAUUGAAGGAGGUACAGAGAUUGAAAGUUAGUGCAUCAGAUUUUGAGGUUAAAAAUGUUAUAGGAAGAGGUCAUUUUGGAGAGGUACAGGUGGUCAGGGACCGACAUACAGAGACAGUUUAUGCUAUGAAGACAUUGAGGAAACAAGAAACACUGGCUCAAUCAGAGAUAUCAUUUUAUGAGGAGGAGAAAGAGAUCAUGGCUCAUGCUACCAGUCCAUGGAUCACUAAGCUACACUACGCUUUCCAGGAUGCUCAUACAUUGUACCUGGUGAUGGAGUUCCAUGCUGGCGGUGACUUGCUCUCAUUACUGGGCAGACAUGAUGAUGUUUUUGAGGAGAGGAUGGCCAGAUUUUACCUCGCUGAAAUUGUGCUUGCUACUCAUGAUCUUCAUCUAAUGGGAUAUGUUCAUAGGGAUCUUAAACCAGAGAAUGUUCUUUUAGACACUCGAGGGCAUGUGAAACUUGUAGACUUCGGUUCAGCUGCAAAACUCUCCAGUAAUGGUUAUGUAUCAUCAAAGAUGCCCGUAGGAACACCAGAUUAUGUUUCUCCAGAGCUACUGAAUGCCAUGAAUAAUGAUGUAGUGAACAGUUACGGUGUUGAGGUGGACUGGUGGUCACUCGGUGUCUGUAUGUAUGAGAUGUUGUAUGGGAAAACACCGUUCACUGAUGACGCAGGUUCAAUGGUCGCCACAUAUUCUAAUAUCAUGAACUAUGAGGCAUAUUUGAAGUAUCCUCAAUCAAUAUAUAUAUCAUCAGCAGCUAAAAGUUUGAUGAACAAGCUUUUAACUGACACAGAUCAUAGACUGGAUUACCAACAAAUCAGGAAACAAGCUUUCUUUGAUAAAAUAGACUGGGAUAAUAUUAGAAAUGAGACUGCACCAUUUGUGCCUCACCUAGAAAGUCUGGAUGAUACAUCAAACUUUGAGGAGUUUGAGAAGAUAAAACAUCCUCCAGUGUAUGAUGACCACAAAUAUGAUAGAGACUUCUCAGGCAAAGAUUUACCCUUUGUAGGCUUUACCUAUACUGAGAAUAAACCAGCUGAUAAAAGAAAAUCAAAGAAUAGCAUUGAUAUUGAUGCAUCAGUUAGUAUGUCUAAGCGACGCUCUGGUUCGGGAGCAGAUCUUACCUUGACUGUAAAAAUAUCUGAGAUGAAGAAACUUAGAAAGAAAUUUAAUAGGCUCAGAUCAACAGUAGAGCAGCAGAAACUGUCACUAGAAGAUAAAGAAGAAAUGAUAGAAAAACUUGAGCUUGAGAGUCAGAACUACAUAGCUAAAACUAAUCGUUUAAGCAAGCAGGUAGAAGUGCUAGUAGAGGAGCGUGUUGCCACUGAAUCAAAAACAGAACAAUUGUUGGGAGAGUUCAAUGACAUGCAGACAGAUGCAAAACAGAUUGAGGAAAAUUUACAUCAGCUACAGCUAGAAGAGUUACAGGAUGUGAUAGUACAGUUGGAAGAAGAGAAGAGUGUAUACAUGAGGAAGUUAGCAGGACGAGAUAAACAGAUAACAUCAUACCGGGAACAACUAGAGACCAGUCAGAAACAAGCUGCUAAUUUACAGUUUAGACUAGAUAAGGAGAGACGAAAGUCCAGGGAUGAUCAGAAACGAGAUUUAGUAUUGCUAGAAACAAGGGAGGAUAAAUGGAAAAUCCAGGUUGAAGACAAAAAUGCUGAAAUAUCUGAUCUUAACAAAAGAAUUCUGGAGUUGGAAGAUUUACUGGAGGCUUAUGAGACACAGGAGAGCGAGUACAUGCAACGAGAACAAGAGCUCCGCGAAAAACUGAAACACAGGGAUAGUGAUAGGAAAGAUGUGGAUAUUAGAGUGAUGGUACAUACAUCACCCUCUCCAAAGAAAGAUCGAAGAUACUCUGAAAAAAUAAGGGAAUUGGAGGACAAGAUUGAACAACAAGAUAGAGAGAGAGCAAACUUUGAGAGUAAGGAGGAGGACUUGAAGGAAAUUAUAGAGAAAUUAAAGAAUGAGUUAAUGACGAAGACAGAGAAAGCCAAAUUAACAGCUGAGAUGAAAGAGUCUAUAGCAAACCAGGUACAUGUGUACCAGGAAGAGGUGCAGCAACAAAAACAAAUUAUAAAUGUAAGUUUUUUUAUCUAUUGUUGUUGUCAAGCAAAUUUGGACGAGUUGGAAGAACAGGUAGAUCUUUAUCGAGAUGACAAGAAACAACUGAUGUCAGAGGUCACCAAGGUCAAACAGGAGAGCAGUGAUAGACAGUUCAAGAUCACAGAACUUGAGAGAACAAACUCGAGAUUAUCAUGUAAAAUAGAGAGAUUAGAAAGACAGCUGGAGAAUUCUAGAGAGAAGGAAAUAGACCUUAGACUGAAGAAAAAUGAACUAUCUGACAUCAGGAUAAAGCUAGCUGAAGAAAGGGUUACAGAUAUUGAGAAAGAGAAGAUAACUCUGUCAGAGAAAGUGAAAUCACUGACAGCUGACCUUAAUGACCUUAAAGGGAAACAGACUGAUCUUGAUGUGAAGGCUCAGACUACAAACACCAAGUUAAUGACGGAAAAUCUUGACUUGAAACUUAAACUGGACGAUGUGAACAGAUCCACAGAAAAAUUAGAAAAACAGAUAACUAAAUGUGAAAGACAUAUCUCUGAAUUAGAGGAGGACAUUGAGAAUAAGAAUAAAGAAAUAGCAACAUUAAAAGUGAUUAAAAUUGAGAAAACUGAUUUAGAACGAAGAGUAUCUGAUUUAGAAUUUGAAUCAAAGCAGAAAAAUGAAAAGUUGAAGAAGAGUGUUGAAAAAGAUUUACAGAUAUCUAAGUUAGAAAGAGAGAAAGAGAAUUUGAAUACAAGGUUGAGCAGUUUAGAGAAAGAAUUACGUGAGAUGAAGAAUAAAGAAGCAUCGGGUAGAAGAGGGUCAAAGUUAGAGAACAUAGAAGACUUGAGACAAGAGAAGAAUUAUCUUGAGACUCGAGUUUCAUCAUUACAGAGACAGCUUGACACAGCAGAUAAGAAAAUAAGUGAGCUUCAACAGAAACUUAGUGAGGUUUCUCUUUCUAAAGACAAAAUUCAAGGUCUGGAGAGUGAUGUUAAAAGGUUACAAGAAGAGAAGUUGUCAAUACAAGAGGAACUAAGGAAUGAAAAGCUAGAAACUGAGAGAAAGUUGAAAUCUCAAACCAAUCAAAGAAGAGAUGUACAAGAUGCUGAAAACAAGCUGGACAAGGAGCGUGAGAAAUACAAUACAUUGUUAGGAGAGUUGAGAAAAGAGCUGUCAGAAUCUAAUUUGUCAUUGAGUGAAGCUAGAUCAUUACUGUCAGCCACCCAGAGACAGGAGAAACAAACUAGAGAGUCAUUAGAGGGAGAUAUACGUGAACUACAACAGAGGAUCUUUACUCUAGAGAAGGAGAGAGGACUUCAUGAAGAUAAACUAGAGGGGGAAAGAAAACUGUCACAUAUGGAGCAAGAAGAGUUACAGAAUCUAAAGUCCCAAAAUGAAUGUCUUCUUAAAAAGUGCAAGGACUUGGAGGAGAAAGCAUCAAGUACUCAGAGAGAAGUAACGGCAAAUCUGAUGGCUAAAAAAUUGUUGAAAGACAGUUUAACACAGAAAGAACAUGACUUACAAGUGGAAACACAGAAAGUUGAGAAGUUACGAGGAAUUUGUAGCGAACUUGAGGCUCAGAUAAAGGACCUUGAGGCUAUACAAUCUGAAUUUGAUAACCAGCAAGCAGAGUGGAAUAAAACAAGACAGACAUAUGAGCAAGCCCUGGAGGAGAGGGAGAAUGACCUUGAUGGGGCCACACAAAGGUUAAAUGUCCUUAAACAAUUUAGGCAGAAUUCUCAGGAAGCUGCCCAGUCAGUGAAACAACAACUACAAACAGUCAAAGAUAAACACAAGAGUGACCUUAGUGCCCUAAACAAACAGAUAUCAGUGCUACAUAAAGAUUUACAGAGAAAUAACACAAGGAUGUCAGAUCUGGAGUCCCAGAAUUCCAAGUUACAGAUGAUUUUGGAGCAACAGAAAACUAUCAUAGAGAAUGAUGCUACAGAGAAAAGGAGGCUUAAAGAAGAGAUCAGUAAAAUUCUAACAGAGAAUCAAGAGACUAAAACAAAGAACAUUAAACUACGUCAGAAUCUUGAGGAAGCUGUUGAUAAACUCGAGAUUAUAUUCGGAGAGAAAAUUGAUCUCGAAAACUUCACUGAAACUUUGCAGGGUCUACAUUUCUUGGAGAAGUACAGGUUUGAGAGUACUAUAGAUCAGCAGAUGAAGUUGAUAGAUUAUCUACAAGAUCUCUGGCAAGAUAGUGUUAACAAGAAAAAGAAGACACCAGUGAAAGAUGGAAGUAUGAGGGGAGGGAAGUUUUUUGGCAAAGGUAAGGAAGGAAUGCCAAACAUGGCAAUAAUGGGAGAUUUACAGGGAGCUCUGGAUCAGGAAUGUAAGAAGAGUAAACAACUACAGGAACAAAUGGACAGACUGAGGAGUGAAAACUUUGCUCAAGCUAAUGAAUUAUUGAAGGUUAAGAGUGCUCUAAGAGAGAAGAUGGUAUCUGACCCAGGGAAUAUGACUCCUAACAUAAAGGCAGCUGUACAAGUGCUCAUACAGUCCCCAUCCAGUCAGAGCAACCCGGCCAACUCCCUGCUCACACCCAGUGUUAAAAAGACAAGUCGUCUGCUUACUGUACCUGCUCCCACCCCCAAGAGAAUGCACCAUAAGAUACCACAUAGGUUUGUGAAUGGUCUGAAUACACGUGCAACAAAGUGUAGUGUGUGCCUAGGCAGUGUACCGUUUGUAAAACAGGCAGCAAAAUGUCAAGAGUGUUCCAUGGUUUGUCAUCCCAAGUGUGUCACCUCAGUACAGGAGACUUGUGGUCUACCUACAGAGUAUAUCCGUCAUUUUACAUCUAUCAUGGACAAGGGAUCACCCAUGCCCAAGGACAGUCAAGUGGCAUCACCUGGUAUUGAUGAUGAAGAUGAUGAUGUUUUUAGAUUGAAAGGAUGGCUCAAAGUUCCCAAAAAGAACGGUAAACAGCCUGGCUGGGAGCGUCGUUGGUGUAAGAUGGAGGGAAAUAUAUUGUUGAUGUUUAACACUGACUAUGAUGCCAACCCUGUAGAUACAUUUGACCUAAACCCAGCAGAGACUGAUGUUACUAUACAUAGUGCUAUCAGUGCAGCAGAACUUCCCAGCACAGCUUCCACAGACUUACCAUAUGCAUUCAGGCUAGAACAUGAACCACUGACAACAUGCUGGCCUGGAAGGGUGUUAUAUUUAAUGGCAUCACGGUUCACAGAGAAACAGAGAUGGGUAGCUUGUCUUGAAGGUGCCAUCAGAAACUUACAGAAAGAUGAUAGUGUUCAUAGAAGAAAAAUCCAGAUGACAAGUUUGUUAGAUCUGGCUGGUGACAAAAGAUUAGAGCUGAACUGUUCUCUCUUACUUAGUAAACAGCUAACACUUCUUGGAGCAGAUGAGGGACUAUAUGCCAUAAAUGUACAUCGUGAUCCUCCAGUUAUCACUAAACUUAACCAGUUUGACAGUGUUUAUCAGCUCAAAUUUAUCCCACAGCUCAGUCUCAUAGUUGCUAUUACAGGAAAAGAGCGUAAAGUUCUGACAAUAGACAAGAAGUUAAUACAGCUAAGGUUAGGUCAGUCUACCGGUGAGGCGACACAGCCAGUGCCUCACAAUGUUGUAGAGGAUAUUGUUGGAUGUACAGUGUUAGACUGUGGUACAUAUAAUGAUGCUGUAUACAUGUGUGCUGGAAUGACAGAUAAAAUACUUGUGAUGAAGUAUAACACUGAUCUUAGAAUGUUCUGUGUUCGAAAGGAGUUGACUAUAGAUGAACCAUGUAGUUGUGUAUGUAUGGCUGACAGUUUUGCUAUAGUUGGUACAGACAGAUUCUACAAGGUCAACUUAGAUCAUCCCAGUUUAACAGAGUUUGUAGACAAGAGGGAUAACACUCUAGCAUUUGCAGCAUUUGGUGCUGCCACUCACCAUAGUUACCCCCUAGCUGUUGUUCAAGUCUCUCCAGAAGGCCUGCCAUUAGAAUAUCUCCUCUGUUUCCAUGAGUUUGGAGUAUAUGUGGACUGUAAAGGACGACGAAGUCGACCAGCUGACAUGAAAUGGAGUUGUCUCCCUCUAUCUUUAGCAUAUAGAGAACCAUUCCUGUAUGUGACAUACUUUCACAGUAUACAGGCAAUUACUGUCCCUGCUAGUAAAGAGGAGAUCAGAGGGAAGCAGACGUCAGUUGAUCUGACAUGUCCCAGAUAUCUGGGUUCCUCACUGGAGCCCGGCUCAGUGUAUGUAGCCUCCAGUAGUGGUAUGACAACAGAGCUUCUCAGCUUGAAGGGCAAAGAUGGAACUUUCAUAGAACCCCUGGGCAAGGAAAAUAAACCAAGUGUACGAGCUAGCAUGAGGAAAGCAUCAUCAAGUCAGAAGAGAUCAAGUCCAUCUAAAGUCGGAACAUAUUCAUCAGCAAAAUACAAAUCACCAAGAAUGUGUCGACGAUUGUCGUUGACGUCUAUAGACAGUAACAGUAGUAUGUCAUCUACUUCCACAGUGUCUAGUUAUGGAAGUGCACAAACUGAUGUGUGAAUGGACUAACAUUGUUGUUGGUCAUGUAACCUACCAUCAUUAUGUGUAUUAAACAAUCUAGAUUACACAUCAAAAAUUCAUUCAUUUAAUGUGUACAUUGUGAAAUCCUGUGUUAAAACAAGUGCUGUUAUCUAAAUAAGAUAGUAGAUACUAAAUUGGUACAUGGAUUUCUUAAAUGGUUUUUCUAUGUAGUCCAAAACUUCGAGCAAUAACUCGAGUAUUGAAAAAACAUUUAAUUUUGCAUGGCAUUUUAUAAUAAAUAUUAAUUACU